AUGGAUCCGCAAUUCCCCUCUGCGGGCUCAAGGCACGAUCCUUCGCAGUCGCAACACCAGCAGCCCAAUGUCCCUCCUUACGACAUCUCCGUGAUGGGCCAUUAUGGAGCCAGCGCGGCGCUCGUAGCAUCUUCAUCAGUGCCAGCUCCAGAUAUAUACAGCGGCGCAUUCGCAAAUGUUUCUCAAGGUUUGCACGGUCAUUACCGCGAUAUCCUCACAACGUACUGGCAACAGACCAUAAAUCAAUUAGAAAAUGAAGAACACGAUUACAAGCUUCAUCAAUUGCCAUUGGCAAGGAUAAAGAAAGUCAUGAAGGCAGAUCCAGAGGUCAAGAUGAUUUCCGCAGAGGCACCUAUACUUUUUGCAAAAGGGUGUGACAUAUUCAUCACGGAACUCACAAUGCGCGCCUGGAUCCACGCCGAGGAGAAUAAACGCCGCACCCUGCAACGUUCCGAUAUUGCGUCGGCAUUGGCGAAGAGCGACAUGUUUGAUUUCCUUAUUGAUAUUGUCCCACGGGAGGAAGCAUCGCAUACCAAACGGUCCGGAGGUGGUGCAAGUCAUCAACAGCAACAACCACAACAACCUCCACAGCAACAACCACAGCAGCAGCAGCCUCAACAACAGGUCCCCCCCCAGCAGCAACCUCAGAUUCCCGCUGGGCAAGAUUACCUUGGCCAUCCUGCAAUGGCUCAAGAUCCGGAACGGUAUAAUCAGCCAAACAUUUAUGGUGGAGGGGUCCCACAGCAGGGAAACUAUCCAUCGCAUCCGAUUUACCAAGAGAGCUUAGAGGGGAUGUAUGGAUAUCCACCAAUGCCACACCAGCCUCAUAUGUAUCAACUGCCCAACCAACGUGGCCAUUUACAAGAUCCCCAAAGCGCAGGGGGUAGCAACGAACAAGGCGAAGUCGGUGAUGCAGAUGCUGAGGGCGAACGAGAUUACGACGUCGCCUAA
Messenger RNA from Morchella importuna, 951 nucleotides. RefSeq lists its product as uncharacterized. NCBI's taxonomy places the organism in Eukaryota, Fungi, Ascomycota, Pezizomycetes, Pezizales, Morchellaceae. Gene Ontology annotation, biological process: regulation of DNA-templated transcription. Gene Ontology annotation, molecular function: protein heterodimerization activity; DNA-binding transcription activator activity, RNA polymerase II-specific; DNA binding. Bases 1 to 951 code for a protein of 316 amino acids. The transcript has 4 exons. The record is from RefSeq and is a predicted model, not a curated record. Gene Ontology annotation, cellular component: nucleus; CCAAT-binding factor complex.